AUGAAUUCAAAGUUUCUUGAUGUCAACGCUGUUACUGUGAUUGAUGGUUUUGGUACACUUGGGUAUGGAGAUAUUUCCUGGUAUCCAGACUUUGCGGCAACUACUCAUCUUACACCAGAUGCAGGUAUUAUUAUUAAUUCUUCUUCUGUUGGUUCAGGUAAGGUGGCAAUUGCAAAUGAGAUGGAUGUUCCUAUUUCUAAAAUUGGCAAAGCUAUUUUAUGUUCUCAGUCUAGGUCAUUGUAUUUGAAUAAUCUUUUGCAUGAUCCUACUAUUGGAAAAAAAUUACUUUCGAUUUCUAGGUUCACUAAAGAUAAUAGUGUUUCUAUAGAGUUUUAUCCUACUUAUUGUGUUGUGAAGGACUUAGCUACACGGCAGGUGAUUGAGAGUUUGGAUAGUAAUUCGAAUUGUAUGGUUGAUAUGCAUGCUGAUAGUGAUGUAGCUGUUGGUGGUCUUGGUUUCUCUUCUAGUAUAUUACCUCCUGUUAUGAAUAGGGUGAUUAGUAAUUCUGUUAGUAAUGUUUGCAAUAAUGUUGUUUCUAGUUCAGAACUUUGGCACAGGAGGCUAGGGCAUCCUUUUAGUGUGCGUUCAUGUCCACAUACGUUGGACCAAAAUGGUAUGGUCGAUCGAAAACAUCACCAUAUUGUGGAAACUGGUUUAACUCUUAUGGCUCAAACCUCUGUUCCUUUUAAAUUUUGGUCUGAUGCAUUUGAUAUUGCUGUCUAUCUUAUAAAUAGAUUGCCUACUAAGGUAUUGCAGGGGUUACCUCGUUUGAGAAAUUAUUUCAUAAGCAGCCAAACUUCAGUUAGCUUAGAGUUUUCGGCUGUCAGUUCUAUCAUUUGUGCUCAUGUUGGUUCAGUUACUCGUUCUGAUGAACAAGUGUCCUCUGAUUCCAUUCGCCAUUCUGUUGGUCUGUUUGGUCACUGUGCUGAACCUACUGUAGAUCCAACAUUAGCUGGUGCUAUGAAUCCAUCGAAUGAUUUGGUGGGUGUUGGUUCUAAUGAAGUGCACGUUCCAUUUUCUCAUAGUAUGGAAGAAUCUUCGUUGUAUAAUACUUCAGGAAAUAGGGCUUUGUCUGAACAAAGUGGAAGUAACUCUAGCACGCAUCUUGAUGUUACCGAGACAGGGUAUACUCAUCAAUGGUCACCCGAUCCAAGGCUGGAGUGUUCAAGCCUAAAGCCAUUUUUGUUGAAGAAACUGUUAAGGAGCCAAAAAAAUAUUCACCACGCUAUGAAGCAUACGGUGUGGAAGGAAACAGUCGAAAAGGAGUUUGAUGCUCUUACUAAAAAGGGAAAUUGGGAUUUAGUUGUUUUGCCAUCAGAUCUUGUUCUGAUAGGCUACAAGUGGUUGUUCAAAGUCGAGGAAUUCUGA
Molecule: messenger RNA, 1368 nt
Organism: Hibiscus syriacus
Lineage: Eukaryota; Viridiplantae; Streptophyta; Magnoliopsida; Malvales; Malvaceae
Exons: 4
Coding region: 1-1368 (455 amino acids)
Molecular function (GO): nucleic acid binding
Source: RefSeq, a predicted model, not a curated record